AUGGCUUACACUAAGACUGCUCUUCUAGUUUCCGCUUUGGCUGCUUUCGCCGUUGCUCAAGACGCUACUCAAUUGGCUGAAUUGAACGCUAUCCUACAGGACUUCUCCUCCCACUUGUCCGACUACACCGGCUUGUUGGCCAACCCUAACUCUGGUAUCACCGCCGCUGACUUGCCAGCCGGUGUCCUACAAUUGGGUCUAGCCAUCCAAACCGCUACCGACAAGUCCUACACUUCUUUGUACCCAAGCGUCGACUUCAAGGGUAUCGAAGCUUUGUUGCCAAAGUUGCCAUGGUACUCUUCCAGAUUGUUGCCAGCUAUUAACGCCGCUUUGUCCUCUGCUACCCCAGCCCCAUCCUCCUCCUCUGCCGCUCCAUCUUCUUCUGCCGCUCCAUCUUCUUCUGCUGCUCCAUCUUCCUCUUCUGCUGCUCCAUCUUCCUCUGCUGCUCCAUCCUCUUCCGCUAGACCAUCCUCUUCUGCUGCUCCAUCCUCUUCCGCUAAGCCAUCUUCUUCUGCUGCUCCAUCCUCUGCUGCUCCAACCACCACCAAGGCUAUCUCUCAAAUCGGUGACGGUCAAAUCCAAGCUCACCAAACCACUAACGGUGCUGGUAAGGUCGCUGCCGGUAUGGGUGCCGGUGUCCUAGCUGCCGCUGCUAUGUUGUUGUAA
Molecule: messenger RNA, 666 nt
Organism: Nakaseomyces glabratus
Lineage: Eukaryota; Fungi; Ascomycota; Saccharomycetes; Saccharomycetales; Saccharomycetaceae
Gene: TIR1
Product: SRP1/TIP1 family protein
Biological process (GO): fungal-type cell wall organization
Cellular component (GO): fungal-type cell wall; fungal-type vacuole
Molecular function (GO): structural constituent of cell wall
Source: RefSeq, a predicted model, not a curated record